Messenger RNA from Penicillium roqueforti, 1632 nucleotides. RefSeq lists its product as uncharacterized. Bases 1 to 1632 code for a protein of 543 amino acids. Lineage: Eukaryota; Fungi; Ascomycota; Eurotiomycetes; Eurotiales; Aspergillaceae. The transcript has a single exon. The record is from RefSeq and is a predicted model, not a curated record.
AUGCCAUUUUCACUGUCCCAGCGAAUAGCAGAUGAAAUCACCAUGAUGAGUCUCAGCCGCAGUCGGAAACGAACCGACCAGCUUGAAAACAACGAGUCGGUUGUUACCAGCCAUGGAAAGAUCUGCCUCUGGUGUAACCGUGAAUUGAUUAUCGACGGAACAGAUGGUCGUGAUGACCAGAGCCAGCCCACUCGUCCCAACCAAGCCAUAAUCUCCAAUCAAAACCAACAGUUCCAACAUAGACACCAAGAGCACCAAGACCAGGACCAGCAGGACCAUCAAGAAUGCCAAGAGCCUCAAUAUCAACAUCAAGAUCAGCAAGGUUGCGGACAGCAGCAUCAUGGCAGACAAGGCCAUCACAUUGACCAUGAGCUGGCUAUGCAAGGAGUUCCGGCCGAUAAAAUGCCACCAUUGCUGUUUCGGUGGUCAAACCGUGACUCCCAAGGAAUCAACUCGAAGACCAUGUUUGUAGCCGGGCUUUUCUGCAACGGUGAUUGGUUUGACUCCGAAGACUGCUCCGGGGACCGUUUCGAGGGCUUCUUUCGGAGCCAUGUAAGUAAACAGAAAGUCAGAACCCCCUUCAUCUCUACCUUCCGAUCACCAUUGGCACCACUUCACCGUGCCAUUGCUGGCCAGAAUGGCGCCAUAGUGACCGUUAUUGACACGUCCAAGUUGGAGACCAAAGUCUUCUAUGCCCAUCCGCUGGCUAUUCGGACCGGGACGCUUGUGUACAAUGGCUGGCAGGGCUACGGGGAGUACCUCAUCUGGGGUCGCGUCCCAGCUGAGGCAAUCGCUUUCAGCGUGGAUAUCGUCAGUCUUGAGGGCAUCACACAGUCACACCGUGAUUUGAACCGCUUGGUUCAGAUCCCCCUUAUCCGCAGCUCUCUACGCUGCAGUGAUACUCUUCGUGACAUGCUGGCGUUGAGGAGAAAGUCGCCCUUCCAAUCUGGUAGAACGCUCGGAAAGUUUUUGACCCUUCUCCAAGUGCCAAGGAUCCACUGGGCGAACUUAGCAUCUGAGUUCGCCAGGGCAUGGGGUUGGAGGAAUGCGAGAGAGACAAAAAUAUUUUACAGCGGAGUGAAAAGUGCACCUCCUUACCUGCCCGAGGAAUUGACGGACUCUGAGAGUGAGGCUCCAUGGCCCACACCUCGAAAGACGCCUUGGCAGACCCCCCAAAAGAUGCACUUCUCACCCGACUGUGUUCCCGACUUAGACUACGAACCACCCGAGACCGACGAAAGGUCGGAAGGGACCUCUGAGUCGGAAGGUGUGUCCAGUUCUCAAACUAUGUCAAUGUGCGACAAGACAGAGACCGCGGAUGAUGGGAACUUUUCAACACAUGAGACGCUGUCUAGUGGAAUCUUCCCGGAGAACAAUGGUUCCGAAGACUUCUUGGCGCAUAUACAUAGUCAAGAGGCAAUUGACUUAACCUCUGAUAAUGAAGAUACUAGUUCCCAGCGCGCAUUGCAGCGGGACUGGCCGUCAGAUGACGAUACAUACAUGUAUCCUGACACGCCCACCAAAAUCCGAGGGAAGAUCUCACUGCACUCGGACAAUAAAGCCACCUACCGCCCUGUACUCAAUGGACAGAUGGACAUGGACUUUUUUGAAAAGUUCCGGCUUUGGACUUAG